Molecule: messenger RNA, 701 nt
Organism: Cynocephalus volans (Philippine flying lemur)
Lineage: Eukaryota; Metazoa; Chordata; Mammalia; Dermoptera; Cynocephalidae
Gene: S100A10
Product: S100 calcium binding protein A10
Exons: 3
Coding region: 147-440 (97 amino acids)
Cellular component (GO): cytoplasm
Molecular function (GO): calcium-dependent protein binding; calcium ion binding; transmembrane transporter binding
Source: RefSeq, a predicted model, not a curated record
CCUCCCGCUCCCGCGUCGGCCCGCGCCUCCUCCCUCUCCGCAGCCGCCCCACGUACUAAGGCGCACGGGCUGCAGAGCUCUCCUCACCGCCCCGCGUCCAGCUCGCCCAGCGUCCGCGCCGCGCCUCCGGCCAAGACUUCACCAAAAUGCCCUCUCAAAUGGAACAUGCCAUGGAAACCAUGAUGUUUACGUUUCAUAAAUUUGCCGGGGAUAAAGGCUACUUAACAAAGGAGGAUCUGAGAGUACUCAUGGAAAAGGAGUUCCCUGGAUUUUUAGAAAAUCAAAAAGACCCUCUGGCAGUGGACAAAAUAAUGAAGGACCUGGACCAGUGCCGAGAUGGCAAAGUGGGCUUCCAGAGCUUCUUUUCACUAAUUGCAGGCCUCACCAUUGCGUGCAACGACUAUUUUGUAGUACACAUGAAGCAGAAGGGAAAGAAGUAGGCAGAAUCAAGCAGUGACUCCCGCCCUGACAGGAGUUCUCUCAAAGGGUCGCUUAAGGAAUCUGCCCACACCUUCCCCUGCAUAAGGAUUUCAUGGGUAGAUCAGGAUCCUUAGGAAAUGUACAGAUAAAAUCCAGCUCCCAUUUGACAAGCAAAGAAAGAAAAGUUAGCUAAAUGCCAGAUAAGCUUUUGAUUUUUAUAUUGUUUGCAUCCUCCUGCCCUCAAUAAAUAAAGUCCUUUUUUAGUUCCAAAUUUGAGACAA